Molecule: messenger RNA, 2529 nt
Organism: Caenorhabditis briggsae
Lineage: Eukaryota; Metazoa; Nematoda; Chromadorea; Rhabditida; Rhabditidae
Exons: 14
Coding region: 1-2529 (842 amino acids)
Source: RefSeq, a predicted model, not a curated record
AUGUCGUUCACACUGUCCAGAGACAAUUAUGCUUUUGAUGAUCCUUGUAGAAAGCCCACGCAAACGUCUACUUGUUCUUCCGAAGAUGGCAGCUCAAAUGAUCACAAAACAAACAAUUCUCAUGGUGACGUUGAUAUGUCAAAGCCAUUUUUCAAUCCGGCAGGUCUCAAUUGGUUUGUCACUGGUCUUUUCGUGGUUGGUGAUCUUGCUGGAGGAGGUAUUGUCGCUUUGCCCACCGCAAUCAUUCAAGCUGAAUUCUGGACUGGUCUGAUAGUAUGCAUGAUCCUUAUUGGAGUCGUCACCUACACCGCCUAUGUUCUUGGACUCAGUUGGAAUAUUCUCUUGAGCACAUGGCCCGAAUACAGACAUCAUUGCCGUAAACCAUAUCCAGAAAUCGGAGGAAGAGCCAUGGGACCGACUUGCCAACUGCUAGUUUCUAUUUGUAUUGAUGUAACACAGUUUGGAAUAUCUGUCGUGUAUCUUCUUCUGGCCUCGAAAAACAUUCAGAAUAUGAUCAUUGCAUUCUCCUCUGGUGGAAAUCUCUCUUUCUGUAUCCUGGUUCUCAUUGUUGCUGCAUGCCUUCUCCCACUAUGUUUCCUCAAAUCUCCACAGGAUUUUUGGUGGGCCGUUGUGAUUGCUAUGAUGACUACAUCUGCUGCUGUCAUUCUCAUUAUCGUUGGAUCCAUCAUUGACUAUGGUACUUGCCACGAAGCAGCUCAACUACCUCCGUUUAAAACCACAAACUUGUUCCUUUCAAUGGGAACUCUCCUUUUCUCGGUCGGUGGUCAUUCAGCCUUUCCAACAAUUCAACACGAUAUGAAACAGCCAAAGGAGUUCACUAGAUCUGUCAUUCUCGCUUUCACCAUUAUGGCAUUCAUGUACGUUCCUGUCUGCAUUAUGGGAUAUUUGGUUUAUGGAGACUCUCUUCGUGAUUCCAUCAUUCCAUCUAUUCAAACUGUUUGGAUUCAACAAGCCAUCAACAUUCUCAUCACUAUUCACUGUAUUCUUACUCUCACAAUUGUCUUCAAUCCAUUGAUGCAAGAAGUUGAGGAUAUCUUCCAUGUCCCACAGAAAUUCGGUAUCAAGCGUGUUUUCGUUCGUACUGGAAUCAUGAUUGCUGUUGUCUUUGUUGCGGAAUCUGUUCCAACGUUCGGACCACUUCUUGAUUUGGUCGGUGGAUCUACUCUUACGCUCACUUCUGUUAUUCUUCCAUGCCUUUUCUAUAUCUAUUUGAAUGCCUACAAAAGGAAAGAGGAGGCUACUGGAAAGCCGGGAACUGGACCAGUCGGAUGGAGAGACGUUUUCACUUACAACGAGAAGCCAACUCUUACAAUUUGCAUUAUUAUUAUCAUCAUUGGACUUAUUGGAGGAGGAUGUGCUACUUUCUCUGCUAUUGUUGAGUUGACGUCUACUCAGUUUGCUGUUCCUUGCUACGUGUCUGUAUUCCAAGCUAACCGAAUCAUUGUGGAUGGUCAUCCUAGAUUCAAAUGUCCAGUGUCUGCGUGUAACAGUGUGAUUCAUGAGAAUGACAUAAAUGCAGUUCUAGACGAAAAAGAGCCAGCUCUUGAGAAGUACAUGUCAAUUGUACACAGAAGAUAUUUACAACACAAACAGUACAAACACUCAAUUAUGGCAGCACUACCUUCUUCUGAUACCAAACGAUGUCCAUUGUGUCGAUCUGUAUACAUGCACGAGCCGGGAUGUAAUUAUGUGAUUUGUGCAAACUCAGCAUGUAACUCCGCUUUUUGCUGGCAAUGCGAAAAACCUGUUGGAAGAUCUUGUUCCCACUUUACCACAGCAUCUACUUGCCGUCUUGGAUACAAAGACUUUGAAAGAAUUUUCCGAUCAGUUCAGUUGGCACUCGAUGUGAAUUUUAUAAUUCUCUGGAUCCUGCUCCCUUUUGUCUACCUCAUCGCAUUUCUCUACAUUCCGAUCUCAAUAAUAUUUCUGGUGCCGGCCAGUUUAGCCUAUGACGCCUACCGUAAAGAACGAGAUAGCCACGACUUCCUAGUUCCUAUUGAUGUGAUUACCAUCAUAUUCCGGAUUGUCAUUGGAAUUGUAAUUGGAAUUGUUGUGAGCAUUCCAUUCGCUAUCGGAUCAAUCGUUUCUGGAUUUUUUAUUGUUUUCUUCUACAUGGGAUUUCUUUUUAUUCGCACGGUUCCGUGUGGUUUGUCUGGAGAUCGUGUUGGUACAAUUUUAUGUUUCAUGAGAUGGGCUGGGAGAAUAUUCAAAAUCGGUCCAUAUGGAAAGCUUUUGGAAGAAGCCAGACGAGAACGGAGAGAUGCAUUGGUAAAACUGGAGGCAAAUCAAGAUGACUUUGAAAAUGCAUUGAGUGAAUCGGAUGGAACUUCCGGAGAAGUGGAAUUAUCGUCAGCACCUCAACAAGGAACUUCUUCAGACUUCACAACGAAUUCGAAGACAUAUGAAAAAACUAGUAACACUGUGACAACAACUACAACAACAACAACAAAAACAACAACAACAAAAACAACAACAACAGAGCAGCCAACAACGAUUCGAAAAACAUAA